GCAAAUCCUUCUAGGGAUUUGUUGUUCCCUGAUAGACCCAAGGCCAGCCCAGAAUGGCUAAGAGCAAAGCAAACAGCCUUAUCUUGCCAGCGUGGGGCCCCGACUAUAAAGAGGGAAAUCGCUGAGCCCUCCACUAACCCAAGAUGAAGCUCCUUCUGCUGGCUGCUCUGCUCACAGCAGGCGCUACUGCACACAGCAUCAGCCCUCGGGCUGUGUGGCAGUUCCGCAAUAUGAUCAAGUGCACCAUCCCCGGGAGCGAUCCCCUGAGGGAGUACAACAAUUACGGCUGCUUCUGUGGCUUGGGCGGCUCAGGCACCCCAGUGGACGACUUAGACAGGUGCUGCCAGACUCAUGACCACUGCUACACUCAGGCCAAGAAGCUGCAAAGCUGUAAAUUCCUCGUAGAUAACCCCUACACCAACACGUACUCAUUCAAGUGCACCGGGAAUGUGAUCACCUGCAGUGACAAAAACAACGAGUGCGAGGCGUUCAUCUGCAACUGUGACCGCCAGGCUGCCAUCUGCUUCUCGAAGGCCCCCUACAACAAAGAACACAAAAACCUUGACACCAAGAAAUUCUGUUAGGCUGUCCCCUCCCUUCCCUUCCCGCCUACGCCGUCCCCGCCUACGCCGUCCCCGCCCACCUUGCUGUCUUCACACCGCGCCCUGUAAUAAAGUACCUGCUGAAAGA
Molecule: messenger RNA, 690 nt
Organism: Arvicanthis niloticus (Nile rat)
Lineage: Eukaryota; Metazoa; Chordata; Mammalia; Rodentia; Muridae
Source: RefSeq, a predicted model, not a curated record